UCAGUGAAUAGCUACUAGCAUAAACAUUAAGAGAGGGUUGCAGCUACAAUUUUGGGAGCUCUGUCAACAAAAUGAAGCUACUAGUGAUUACAGGGCAAGCCCUCAUCAUUGGUUUGUUUGUACUAUGGGUGAGAGCUGCAGUUCAUAAUACAUGGGUUAACGUGUAUUCUGGGUCACUGCCACUGACCGGCUACCCUGAUACGUAUUUAUGUGGACCAAACACAACAUUGAGAUGUAUUUAUAUAAAUGACAAGACAAUUGGCGUUAAAAUUCAAUGGGUUCUGUACACUGAUGACGGUAGAAAUGAGAAAGUUUUAAAAUAUCGAUUAAUAAAUGAUGAUGGAUUGACAGUGUUCAUGGAUUACUUGAUAACAACCAGUGGAAAUUAUUCUUGUGGAUAUGAUAAUAUCCGUUACAAAACUGUUAAUAUAUCCAUCAGUGUGUCAAGUGAGCAUUGGAGUGGCUGCCAGACCACAGAUAUUAGAGACUACGGCCAGACUAAUGACAAGCACUAAAGCAUUUUUGUGAACAUUAGAUCUAAUUAAAUUUUUUGCUGCUAAAAGUCUAAAAAUUCAUUGUUCACUAGUUAUUAGUGAUGGGCGAUAUGGCCAAUUUUCUUAA
Messenger RNA from Amphimedon queenslandica, 621 nucleotides. RefSeq lists its product as uncharacterized. The record is from RefSeq and is a predicted model, not a curated record. The transcript is spliced from 3 exons. Bases 72 to 515 code for a protein of 147 amino acids. Lineage: Eukaryota; Metazoa; Porifera; Demospongiae; Haplosclerida; Niphatidae.